GCCUAUACUCCAGAGACCUCCCUUUGGACGACAAGAGCAAUAGCGAAGGAAAUGAUGAGAUACUGAUAAAAUUAUGGACAGAGAGCCAUCGCAUAUCGUCACGCAGUGAUAGGCCGGUGUCUCCUUUUGGAUUGGGUGUAUCUUUUGGCACCUCCGCAGUCUCAAAGUCCACCUCUUACACCCCAUUAAAAGCCUCCGCAGCCUCUGUCUCUAUUCUAGACUUUCUCGGGGGAAUCCAGAAAAGCUAUAACAUAGAUUCUCUCUUAAAUGGCCAGGCCGAUUCGUUGGCUGCCUGAGUUGUUCUUCUCACCUUGUCUUAGAAGACACUUUUAUCUUCCUCUUAUCCCUUCGCCGCCACCGCUGCAUUUCUUUAUUUCUCUGUAACCUUUUUUAAUGAAACCUUUUGUUCUUUCCUUUGUUUUUUUUGGGUCUUUUAUUUUCCUCAUCCAUAGUUAGUGACUUGUGGUGAAAUCCAAAGUUCUGCAAACUGUUUCUAGCUCUGGGAAGUAAGUCUCUGUGGUAUCUCUCACUCUUCUUUACUGAUUACCUCUAUUUUGACAGCAUAGUUUCCUCUAUACCACCUAAAGCAGAUGGGUUUGGAGCAUGGUGUAGUUCUGGUGAUGCUUUUAACUCUAUGGUCUGGUUUUAGUUAGUAGGAAUCCAAAUUAUAGUGCUCUGUGGGUUGCUUCUUUAAUGGUUUCGCUCUGUCUUAUUAAAUAUUUCAUCCUAUCAUGAUUGUAUAUUUUAAGCUGCUCGUGUGGAACACAUCACCUUGUCUUAUUAAAACACCUCCCGCAUAUACGCCUGGGGAGCUUCAAGUCGUUUUCAUGGUGUCCUUGUUGCCAAGUUCCACUUGAGUUGUGAAGGCUGCAAGGGAUUCCACUGCAAACCCCUUCUCUCUAAGCUUGUUCUCUAAUUUCCACUUGUUUUGAAAUAGUUUGGAAUCCAGAAGUGGAAUUAAGGUUGGGAGUAGGAAUUCUGGUGGUGGUGGGGAUGAUGGGGUGGUCUUCUGGGGUUUUGAAAGUGGUUUCUUGGCUUUGUUUGGUGGGUUUUGUGAGCGGGAUUGGCGCGAACUGGGGGACGCAGGCGAGCAACCCCCUGCCGCCGGGCACGGUGGUUCAGAUGCUCAGGAACAACGGGUUUCAAAAGGUGAAGUUGUUUGAUCCAGAGGAUGAUGUCAUGAGUGCCCUCAGCAACUCAGGGAUUCAGGUGAUGGUCGGAAUUCCAAACGAGAUGCUCGCGAGCCUGGCAUCGGGUACGAAGGCGGCGGAGGAUUGGGUGUCCAAUAACGUCUCCAGUUAUAUCAAGGAAGGAGUCGAUAUCAGGUAUGUUGCUGUUGGAAAUGAGCCAUUCUUACAGACUUACAAUGGGAGUUAUCUCCAGACUACCUUGCCAGCCCUCCAAAACAUCCAAGGUGCUCUCAUAAAAGCUGGGCUGAGCAACCAGGUCAAAGUCACCGUGCCCCUUAAUGCUGAUGUCUAUGAAUCAUCAAGUGGCAAACCUUCUGAUGGCGAUUUCCGCACAGACAUCCAUGACCUCAUGGUUUCUAUCGUCCAAUUCCUCAGUGAUAGUGCUGCUCCCUUCACUGUCAACAUUUACCCCUUCAUCAGUCUCUACGACGAUCCCAACUUUCCUAUAGACUAUGCCUUCUUUAAUGGAACUCCUGCAUCCCCUGUGGUCGAUGGUUCGAUCACAUACACUAAUGUAUUUGAUGCAAACCAUGACACUCUCAUAUGGGCCCUGAAGAAGAAUGGCUUUGGAAAUCUUACUGUCAUUGUUGGUGAGAUUGGAUGGCCAACUGAUGGAGAUAUGAAUGCAAAUAUUCAGUAUGCUCAACAAUUUAAUCAGGGUUUCAUGCAACGCAUCUCAUCGGGGCAGGGCACACCGAUGAGAUCGGGAGCUAUUGAUGCAUAUCUUUUUAGUUUGAUAGAUGAAGAUCAAAAGAGCAUCCAGCCAGGGAAUUUUGAGAGACAUUGGGGCAUCUUUUACUAUGAUGGGCAGCCGAAGUAUCAGCUUACUGUCUCAACAUCAAACUCUGGAACAUUAGUUGGAGCUAAGAAUGUCAAGUAUUUAGACCAGCAGUGGUGUGUGUUCAAGCCUUCAGUCAACCUUGAUGAUUCGAGAGUGGCGCCGGCUGUGAGCUAUGCUUGUGGGAGAGGUGACUGCACAAGCCUUGGGUAUAAGACAUCAUGUGGUGAUCUUGAUGCAAGAGGGAAUAUUUCAUAUGCGUUCAACAGCUACUACCAGAUGAAUGAUCAGGAUGAUAGGGCCUGUGACUUCCAAGGCAUAGCUACUAUCACCAAUAGUAACCCAUCUAAUUCCACUUGUAGGUUUGAGAUCAUGAUUGAUGAUGCUGGUUCUGCAACAUCCUGGAGAUUAGCAGCAGUCGGGGGACAGGGAGCUGGUUUGGUGUUCUAUGCGCUUCUUCCAUUCCUGUUGGUAUUGCUGUGAUCAUAUCUUGACAUUUCUAUACCAUCUUUGUUAUAUUGCUUCAUUGUUUUGUAUCUAUAUCUUCAUCUCCUUUACCAACAGCUGGCAAACCUUGCUAUUUUCAUCAAAAGAAGGAGAAUAAUUCGACAUCUAUGUGUUGCUAUUUGAGUUAAUUGGAUUCGUAGUUCAUAUCCAUUUGAGACAGCCAAGCCAGUGCUGAUGACUCGAGCUAAUAACUGUUGUUGCUUCACAUGAGAACUAACAUGGAAGAUGAGCGCACAAAGAAUAGAACAUGGAAGAGUAUAUUGGAUCGGCCACUCUUUUUUUUUUUUUUGGAAUAAAAAAGAAAAGAAAAGAAAAGAUUGUUCUUUACAUGGAAGAUUCUAGUUUGCAAAAUUAGAAUUGUUACACUGGAGAAGCAAUACUAAGUAAUCAUAUUGUGCACUCCAAGGUCAUCAUCUCCUCCAAAUAAAUGUUAUGAGAGAACACCCAUAGAGGUAUUCUUGGGUAAGAAGUGAAGUUUUUUUGAGCAAUGCGAUUUUUUUUUUCUUUUGAAU
Molecule: messenger RNA, 2987 nt
Organism: Elaeis guineensis (African oil palm)
Lineage: Eukaryota; Viridiplantae; Streptophyta; Magnoliopsida; Arecales; Arecaceae
Product: glucan endo-1,3-beta-glucosidase 6
Biological process (GO): carbohydrate metabolic process
Molecular function (GO): hydrolase activity, hydrolyzing O-glycosyl compounds
Source: RefSeq, a predicted model, not a curated record